Molecule: messenger RNA, 1837 nt
Organism: Ilex paraguariensis (yerba mate)
Lineage: Eukaryota; Viridiplantae; Streptophyta; Magnoliopsida; Aquifoliales; Aquifoliaceae
Source: the annotation of a GenBank genome assembly
AUGACACCUAUGGGUAACGAAACAGAGUUCUUCUUGGAGAAAGACGAGGAUGACGAUAAUGAUAUAGAAGAUAACAAAGAUUUUGACACCGAUACUGAUGAUGAAGACGGUCAUCAUAGAUCGCCUAGUUCUUCGUCUUUCUAUUCUAAGCAGUGGCCCCAGAGUUACAAGGAGACAACUGAUACAUACACAAUCGCUGCAUCUCCAAAUUUUGGGUUGGUUCGACGUUCAUCGAGCGUUAGAUAUUCAAACAGUGAUAUUGGUUCAAAGAAUAAGUUGGACUCCAAUACGAAGGCUCCUUUUCUGCCUGAAUAUGAAAAAAUCCCUCAGAAAGAAGACUUGGACGGAAACUCCAGAACACAGUCGUUAUGGUCAGACAAAGCCUCAUUACAUGAGAAACUCACUGGAGAACUUCCUGUUGGCCAUGGAUGUAGCUUCACUCAAACUAUAUUCAAUGGGGUAAAUGUAAUGGCCGGGGUUGGGCUUCUUUCUACGCCUUACACAGUGAAAGAAGCUGGCUGGGCAAGCUUGGCAGUGCUUGUUAUUUUUGCAGUUGUAUGUUGCUACACUGCUUCUCUCAUGAGACAUUGCUUUGAGAGUAAAGAAGGCAUCAUAACCUACCCUGAUAUGGGAGAAGCAGCAUUUGGAAAAUAUGGACGCCUUUUUGUAUCUAUUAUUUUGUAUGCAGAGUUAUAUUCAUAUUGUGUGGAAUUUAUCAUUUUGGAAGGAGAUAAUCUUAGCAGGCUAUUUCCUGAAGCAUCAUUGGAUUGGGCUGGGUUUAAGGUGGACUCUAUGCACUUCUUUGGGGUUCUCACUGCACUUAUUGUUUUACCGACUGUUUGGUUAAGGGAUCUUCGUGUGAUAUCAUAUCUUUCAGCUGGUGGUGUCCUUGCAACAAUUGUGAUUGUUCUUUGUGUGCUUUUUCUUGGUACGGUGGAUGGGAUUGGAUUCCAUCAAUCAGCUCAAAUCGUGAAAUGGAAUGGAAUUCCUUUUGCCAUUGGUGUAUACGGCUUUUGCUAUUCUGGGCAUUCUGUAUUCCCAAAUAUUUACCAAGCAAUGGCUGAUAAAACAAAAUUCAGCGAGGCCCUUGUAAUAUGUUUUCUUUUGUGUGUUGUAAUAUAUGGGGGUGUUGCAGCUAUGGGCUUUCUCAUGUUUGGUCAAGACACAUUGUCUCAAAUAACUUUAAACAUGCCAUCACAGGCGGUUGCUUCAAAAGUUGCAGUGUGGACCACUGUUAUCAAUCCGUUCACAAAAUAUGCCCUGUUGAUGAACCCAUUGGCAAAAAGCAUAGAAGAGCUGCUUCCUGAUGGAGUUUCUAGUAGUUUGUGGUGUUAUAUUCUUCUGAGGACAGUGCUUGUCAUCUCUUCUGUCUGUGUUGCAUUUCUCCUUCCCUUCUUCGAUCUUGUGAUGGCUUUGAUUGGUUCUCUCCUCAGUGUACUUGUGGCAGUUAUAAUGCCAGCCUUAUGUUUUCUGAAGAUUAUGAGGAAGAAAGCAACCACAACACAGGUUGUUCUGAGUAUUGCAAUUGUUGUGUUGGGCAUCAUCAGUGCAGCCAUGGGAACUUACUCUUCGCUGUCAGAUAUCGUAAAGCAGUACUGAGAUACUCGAAUAUUUCAACAGGCCAACGUUUUAGUGUUGGGUUGGUACCAACUUCAUUGGGAGAUAUGGCCUGUUUCAAAUUUAGUCUCAUUCAUCUGUUUUGAGGAACUUCUUUCAAUAAAAUUCUCUCGCAUCAUCACAUAACUUCAUUUUUCUCUUGGUGUCGCCUCUCUUAAAGAUGUAGACUGUACAACCAUUGGCAUAUUCAAUGCCAAGAAUGUGCAAAACUAUGUACUCU